AUGGAGCCAAUUCGUCCCCCACAGAAUAUUGCCAUUAUCGGUGCUGGCAUCGCUGGUAUUGCCUGUGCAUUAGCCAUAUCCCAGGAGCUUUCUCCUUUCGUACCGAAUUUGAAAAUCACUGUCUACGAACGGCAUGAUAUACUAUCGACGUCCGGCGGUGCCAUCAAUCUGACCCCCGUCGCCCAACGACAUCUCGCUCGGUUAGGCGUGCUAGAUGAGUUGGACCGGAUGGGGACCGAGGGUGGUGCCGAUGUCGAUGCCAUUGAGCUUUUCUCCAUGCGUUCAGGUCGGGCGAUCGGCUCCAUCAAAUUCACCGACAACCAAGGAAAGGGGUUCGGCGGAUACAAGGGCCGAAGGGUCAUGCGGAUUGCUCUCUCCGUAGCCAUGUUGACCGUGGUGGAGCGGGCUCCGAAUGUGGAGAUUGUAUUCGGCAAGAAGGUGAUCGAUGGCGAGGAAUUCGAGGAUAGAGCCGUCGUACGAUUCCAGGACGGCACCGAGGCGGUGGGGGAUUUGAUCAUCGGCUGCGAUGGCGUGCACUCGGCGGUCCGGACCCGGUUUGUGGACGUCGGCCGGUCUGCUGAGUACACGGGACUGUCAUUCUUGCAAGCCACAAUUGACUCGGAUUCAAUUUCAUCGCCCGCUCACUUCCGCACAUCAUCGCUCAAUAUCUCGCGACAUGGCUCAAUGCUUGCCAGCUAUUGUGACCGUGAUUCCGAACAGAUUUUCGUUGCUGCUAUUGUUCAAUUUAGUCGGGAAGCGCUCACCCGCUAUCGACUGGAGCCCGGUCAGGAUUGGGCCACUCAGAACAAAAUCCGCUGCGCCCUCCGUGCGGAGGUAAGAGACCGUUUCGGCAAGUGUGCCAUUCCCUGUAUCAAAGAAAUUAUCGAGAGCAAAGCGGACUGGAUGCUUUAUCCCGUAUAUCAAGUUCGCCCCGGAGGACGUUGGUGCUUGAAUCGAGUUAUUUUGCUGGGCGACGCGGCACAUGCGAUGCCCCCGCGUGAUGAAUCGGCUGCGUAUGCACUAGAUGAUGCGAUCUUGUUCUCACGAAUUCUGUCAACCUAUCGUUCCGAGCCUCUGACGGAGGUUUUCGACGCAUACGAGAAACUUCGUCGCAACACAAUCAACCAUGCAUUCAAAGAAUCCCGUCGUAUGUGGGCACGAAACCGCGACAUGGGGUUCUUAGAGGGAAAAGUAAAAGAAUGGAUGAUGUCUUUCCAUCUCAGAUCCAACGAAAGUUCACGUGAGGCCGCAUGGGAGUUCGACGCAACUAAGAUUGCCCUUCCCACACCAGCACCCAGUGAAGACAUAGUUUCAUUGAGUUCAUUUUUGAGAGACCGGACUCUAUGA
Messenger RNA from Penicillium roqueforti, 1347 nucleotides. Its product is annotated as FAD-dependent oxidoreductase. NCBI's taxonomy places the organism in Eukaryota, Fungi, Ascomycota, Eurotiomycetes, Eurotiales, Aspergillaceae. Gene Ontology annotation, molecular function: FAD binding; monooxygenase activity. The transcript is spliced from 2 exons. The record is from RefSeq and is a predicted model, not a curated record. Bases 1 to 1347 code for a protein of 448 amino acids.